AUGGCGCGUGUCGCGGACGCUGCGGCGGCACUCGGGCUUUCAAUCGAGCUCAAGGUGAUGGAGCAAUCCACGCGCACCGCAGAGGAUGCGGCGCGCGCCUGCGGCUGCCACGUCGGCCAGAUCGUCAAGUCGCUGGUUUUCGAGGACGCGGCGAACGGGGCACUGGCCCUGUUGCUGGUCUCGGGCGGUCACAAUGCGGAUUUGGAAUUUAUUUCAGAUUGUUACGGCUUGACUUUGAAGCGAUGUGACGGCCGGCGUGUGCGCGACGAGACCGGCUUUGCCAUCGGCGGCGUGGCACCGAUCGGCCAUCUGGCGCCGAUCCCGAUCUAUAUGGACACGACGCUUCUGGACUAUGAGACGGUCUGGGCGGCGGCCGGAAGGCCCGACAGCGUCUUCAGCGUCGAUCCGAAUGCGUUGGCCAAGGCCAUUGACGCCGAGAAGAUCGACGUUGUGCCCAAGCCCUGA
This is a messenger RNA of Effrenium voratum, 465 nucleotides long. The record is from the annotation of a GenBank genome assembly. NCBI's taxonomy places the organism in Eukaryota, Dinophyceae, Suessiales, Symbiodiniaceae.